Rodentolepis nana is the source of this 1851-nucleotide messenger RNA. NCBI's taxonomy places the organism in Eukaryota, Metazoa, Platyhelminthes, Cestoda, Cyclophyllidea, Hymenolepididae. The record is from the annotation of a GenBank genome assembly.
AUGAGCUUAUGUUUGACUGCCUUGUGCAUCGUCCUUGAUACAGUGAGCUGUGCUUAUAUCGCUGUGAGCUUCAAUUUACCAGCUGCUGCCUCUUCAUUUAUUUCCCCUACAUUGCAAUAUGUGCAGAAUUUUUUCCACAGAAAUCUUACUGCAAACAUUAUCUUCCCCCUUUGGAUUUGUGGUCGCCUUGGUUUCAAACUGUUUAAGUUACGCAAAGAUCGAAAGCACCUUAAGAAGAAGAUUAAACAGCGUCAGGGUGUGAUCAGUAGUUUCUCUGCCAAAUUGUGUGGUCUGAAGACACCUCUUGAUAAUGUGGAGAAAGUGCAAGCACUCUCUCUAAGUGAACUCCAACAUGAAAUUUUGGAUUCAAAGAAACUUACUGCGCUAGAUGCCCUUGAAGCUCUCCAGGUUCAUAUCCUACGUUUGAUGCAAGCGAAGAACAGUUCUGUUGCAGAAAUUGUCUUUGACGCUGACGUCACAGCAAUUGUCAUUGAUCAGGCAUUGAAAAGAGACGGCAAGCCCAUCAGCCCGCUGCAUGGCAUUCCAGUAUGUCUCUCCAAUCACUUUAGAGUUAAGGGUGAAGACUGUAAUGCUUCCGCGGUAUUUAAAGCUUGUGGAACUGCAGGAUCGGACUGUACUCUUGUUCGAAAUCUGCGCGAAGUUGGUGCUAUUCCAGUGGCUUUUGCUAAAACGGCUCUGUUGCCCGGAGAACCAGAUGCAGCAAGUCGCCUUUAUGGGCCAGUGACACACCCAUUUUAUCCAGAUCGUGUUGUAGGCGCAUCUUCAGUAGCUAUGCUCAUAAAACAGAAAGGUGCUCAUCUUGGAUUCAGUCUGGAUAUCUUAGGAGAAGUGCGUUUAGAAGCAAUGAAUUUGGGCAUUGUUGGUUUCAAGCCCACUGCUCAACGCCUGAGCACUGAAGGAAUUGUGAAAGCAGUUAAUCUUCCCGAAUUCUUACCUCCAACUGUUGGUAUACUAGGUUUACACGUUGCUGUUAUUUCUGAUGCUAUGAAAGCACUCACUUCUGUUCAACUGGAUUCAACUCUUCCAUUUAUGCAAUUUGAACCAUCAACUUCUAAAGGACCUCUCAAUAUUGGUGUCUACUCAAAUUUGCCACAAGUCAUUCCGUCUACCCCUGCGAUUCAUCGUGUGAUGCUUGAAGUGACUCAAGCCUUGAAGUCUCUAGGACACAAUGUUGUUGACGUCGAGUUACCAGAUCCAGAAACAGCACUAGAUUUAGUCUGCCAAAUUCUUCUAACUUCUGAAAGCUUCUGGGAUGUGCUUGUAUUUAAACAUAAUGGAAACAGUUUGACCUGGAACGAGGUGUUUAAAUGUGCCCUUCCAAAAAUUCCAGGCUUCUUACGAGGUCCCCUCAGUCUGAUGGUUCAAUCUCAACAGAAGGCUAAAUGUUCACCGAUGAAGCGUUUACUGAAGGCAUGGAAGAAGCCACUAUCUCCCGAGGAAAUAUCUGAUGCCUUAGAAACAUAUCGUCGCAACUUUAAUGAGAUCUGGACUGAUGAGGAAAUUGAUGUCUUAGUUGGGCCCGUAGCACCUAGUUCUGCUUUGAAAAAGAAUUCCCAGGCUAGUUUAGCUUUUGUACAAACUGGCUAUACAUCUCUCUUCAACCUUGUCAACUGCCCUGUUGGCGUUGUACCGUUUGGCAAAGUUAGUAAAAGCGACACAGAGGCUGCGGCUACACUUAAGGCACCACUAAAUACACUUUACGGGCAGUUACUUCAACAGCAACUUUCUGCACAAGGCGCAGACGUGGGUAUUCAAGUAGUCGCGAAACCUUGGUGUGAUAGUAUUGCUCUACGCGUUAUGCAAGAAUUAGAAGGCUGCAGUCAUGCAUGA